Didymodactylos carnosus is the source of this 708-nucleotide messenger RNA. The record is from the annotation of a GenBank genome assembly. NCBI's taxonomy places the organism in Eukaryota, Metazoa, Rotifera, Eurotatoria, Philodinida, Philodinidae.
AUGUUCAUUAGACGUCCGCUGUCAUUACUGUCUCGUUUCAACAAAAUUAAAUUAAUUCAAUCUAUACCAGCCCUAUCAUCGACAACAUCGAUUUAUGAUCAAAAUCCAUCACUGAUUGCUUACAAAAAAAUCAUCGAUAUUUACGAUUUUUAUUUGAACACAAAAAUUGAAAUCGAAAAUGGGUUACCAGUACCAUCGACAGCCACAUCACUCAUACACGGGCGCACAAUUAUGGAUAUUGGAACAGUUGUGAAAUUCGAAAUAAAAUCUGGUCUUCGAAAACGUUCUGGUGGCAAAUUAUGUCAAUGUGAUGUAGUUACUGAUGUUAAUAUAGCAUUUACAGAAGGAAAACAUGUUAAACGUCCUGAUGUGGCCUUUUUUUUUACUCGAGAGAAGAAUUUGGACGUCGACAGUGUUACGACACGAAUACCCCAUUGUGUUAUCAACGUGACAAGUCCAGGAAACGCAUCGAAAGACUUAAUAACAAAUUUGGAUAUUUAUUUACCGGGGGUUAACGAUUAUAUUGUGGUCGAUGUUCGUGAAGGUGCACAAAAAAUUAUACAUUAUACACAGCACAAAGAUAGAAAACAUAUGUACGAUAAAAGAUCAACAUUACAAUUAACAUGUGGUUGUAAUUUAGCCGUUUGUGCUGCUGAUAUUGAGUGUGAUGACAAAAGUUGUUUGGUCCAUCAUUUCAUUCAAAGAUAA